GCAAACAAUUGACUGGUGACGAAAAGUAUCUAUACCACAUCGCCAAAAAUAUUUCGAAAGCUCCAAACCGAAGAGAUGGAGUUUCGAAAAUAUUCGAAAUAAAAGUGAGCGAUAAAAAAUUUCCUUUAUCACCCAAAAAGAAUACUUGUAAAUAUUUGGAUCUUAAAAAUGAUACAAAGACAACCAUUAAAGAGCUAUAUUCCUAG
Racocetra persica is the source of this 206-nucleotide messenger RNA. The record is from the annotation of a GenBank genome assembly. NCBI's taxonomy places the organism in Eukaryota, Fungi, Glomeromycota, Glomeromycetes, Diversisporales, Gigasporaceae.